AACGGAAUCCUAAAAGGCGGCGCUUGGACUUUAAUUCACAGACACGUUCCUGCGCUCGCGCCGCGGUACGAGCACAUUCGAGGAGCAAGCCGACGACUGGGGGCGCGUUGCAGGCUGGGAGUUGUAGUCCGAUCGGAGCCGUAAGGCCUUCUGGGAAUCGUGGUCUCCGCGGAUCCUGCCUGGGUGCUUUGGGUACGGCUCGCGCUGUGGCCCCGCCCCGUUCACCUCGAGUGACCAAUCACGAGUCUCUCCUGCUGACCCGUCUCGGAGUGUCCGCGGAAGCGAGGGUGAGAGGGCGGGGCUUGCGCCGCGGUCCUUGCGGAAGCUGGAGAAGGGGCUGCGGAGGAGCUUUAAGAAAGACCCCAAGGGUCACCAGAGCCGCCACGCUGUGGACGAGCGGUGUCCCUUCAACCAGGAAACGCAACAUCACUGAAAAUCCAGUUUUAAUAAUAAAGGUCACUAUGAAGGCUCUGUAUUGUAAACAGAAUUCAGCUGGAGAGGAAAUUAUAUGUGUCUUCCAGGAAAGGGAAAAUCUUCCUGUUGCGAGAGACAAUGAUGUGAAAAUACGGGUUAAAGCCUGUGCUCUGAGCUGGACAGAUAUAAAGCUUUUAUCAGAAAUGAAGAAAGAAUUUCUACCUGUUGGGAGGGAAAUUGCUGGAGUGGUGUUGGAGGUUGGAAGCAAAGUGUCCUUCUUUCAGCCAGAUGAUGAAGUAGUGGGAAUCUUGCCCCUGGAUUCGGAAGAGUCUGGUCUCUGUGAAGUUGCUCUAGUUCAUGAGCAUUAUUUGGUUCAUAAGCCAGAAAAAGUCCCUUGGGUUGAAGCAGCAGGGACUAUUCGUGAUGGCCUACGAGCAUACACAGCUCUACAUUAUCUUUCCCAUGUUUCUCCUGGAAAAACUGUACUAGUAAUGGAUGGAGCAAGUCCAUUUGGUACAAUAGCUAUUCAGUUAGCACAGCACAGAGGAGCCAAAGUAAUUUCUACAGCAUAUAGUCUUGAAGACGAGCAGUACUUGGAGAGGCUUAGACCUCCUGUGGGCACAAGGCAACCUUUAAUUGCUCGAGUCAUUGAUGUCUCAAAUGGUAAGAUUGAUGUGGCAGAAAGCUGUCUGGAGGAAACAGGCGGGCUGGGAGUGGAUAUUGUCCUAGAUGCUGGAGUGAGAUUAUACAGUAAAGAAGAUGAGUCAACAUUAAAACAGCAACUGCUGCCACACAAACAUGAUAUCAUUACACUUCUUAGUGCUGGAGGACACUGGGUAACCACAGAGAAAAACCUCCAGUUGGACCCUCCAGAUAGCCACUGCUUGUUCCUUAAGGGAGCCACAGUCUCUUUUCUGAAUGAUGAAGUAUGGAAUUUGUCAAAUGUGCAACAAGGGAAGUAUCUUUGUAUCUUAGAAGAUGUAAUGGAGAAGUUAUCAAAUAGUAUUUUCAGGCCUCAGUUGGAUGAACCAGUCCCAUUGUAUGAAGCCAAGGUUUCUGUGGAAAUAGUGCAGAAGAAUCAAGCAAGAAAAAGACAAGUCAUCCAAUUCUGAAGCACAAUUUCCUUGUUUCUAAGACUGCAAGACAGAGAUAUGUAAUAUAUUUGAUUAGUGUGCAACUUCAAAUAAUUCUGUAA
This is a messenger RNA of Dermochelys coriacea (leatherback sea turtle), 1609 nucleotides long. It is a transcript of the gene CRYZL1, whose product is annotated as crystallin zeta like 1. Bases 462 to 1526 code for a protein of 354 amino acids. Lineage: Eukaryota; Metazoa; Chordata; Testudines; Dermochelyidae. The record is from RefSeq and is a predicted model, not a curated record. The transcript has 15 exons. Gene Ontology annotation, molecular function: oxidoreductase activity.